GAUCAAAUGUUUAAAAGAGAAAACUGUGGAAAAAUUAUAGAACAAGAGGGACAGAAGCCAAAGAUGGAGAACAGUUCGGUACUCGAUCCGUGGGGGCACCGCCCUCACAGCAUCUCCGGCGGCGGCGUCUGCGCCGACUUCCUCUCCGAAUCCUUCUCGGCCGUCUCCGCAUCCGCCGCCGUCCGCUCACCGGAGUCUCUGUCCUCGAUCCCGCCUCCCGGCAGCGAACCGACCGGCGGUCGGGUCGCCAAGAAGCGCAAGUCCCGGGCCUGCAAGCGCUCGCCCACCACCUACAUCGCCGCCAGCCCGGCCAACUUCCGCGAGCUGGUCCAGCGCUUCACCGGAAACCGGUCCUCCGAAGAGAUGGAUCCGCCGCUGCCGCCGCCGGCAUCAGCGGCGAGCCGUGCUCUUCCGGCGUUAGACUCGUUGUCGGCGUACGAGCCGGCUGGAUUUUUUGCGCCGGCGGCGUUUGGGUCGGAUCCGGCUCUUGUGGAGCUCAACCAGUUGCUUUUGGCGGCGUCGGGUUUUCCUGCACAGGACUUGUGGGAAGUUAUGUGAGGGACGAUGAAGCAGGUGGGCUGUUAACCGCCGUCCGUUGGAGAUCGGACGGAUCUAGGGACUGUCAGUUCAUGUCAGAGAGCUGCAUAUUUUUCUUUUCCUUAGUUAUAUUUAUUUUUUUUAUUUUUGCUCAAGUUGUGGUUUUAUUAUAAAUACUUUUGCUGAAUUUCUAAUCUUGUUUGGGGCUUGUGGUA
This is a messenger RNA of Zingiber officinale, 752 nucleotides long. RefSeq names its product calmodulin-binding protein 25-like. NCBI's taxonomy places the organism in Eukaryota, Viridiplantae, Streptophyta, Magnoliopsida, Zingiberales, Zingiberaceae. Gene Ontology annotation, cellular component: nucleus. Gene Ontology annotation, molecular function: calmodulin binding. Bases 7 to 558 code for a protein of 183 amino acids. Gene Ontology annotation, biological process: response to osmotic stress. The record is from RefSeq and is a predicted model, not a curated record. The transcript has a single exon.